Messenger RNA from Halichondria panicea, 1626 nucleotides. RefSeq names its product methyltransferase-like protein 25B. The transcript is spliced from 13 exons. The record is from RefSeq and is a predicted model, not a curated record. The coding region runs from base 138 to 1553 and encodes 471 amino acids. Lineage: Eukaryota; Metazoa; Porifera; Demospongiae; Suberitida; Halichondriidae.
GGUUCCCAAAGGAAGGGCGGCUGAUUCAUGAGAUUAUAGUCAUCGAGCUAGAGACCACGCCUUCUCAGCUGUUCUGGGAAAGGCGUUAUCUCGAGCGGCCUGUAAUAGAGCACUUCACAUGGCCUGGUUAUAAAAAGAUGGGCGUGGAUGCAGCAACUUGCACAGAGAGACUGUCUCGACUUGCUCAGUUGGUGAGCUCCUUCAGAUGGCUACUGAAUAGCUACGUCAUUGAGUUUUUCACUGAAUCCCAUUGGUUGAAGCUACCCCAGUCUUGGCAAGAUGCACUGUAUUCAGCUGAUCUAUUUGAAGUGUCUCGUCUGCUAUUGCAGGGAGGUGGAAACAAUGCACCGCUGUCUAAAGUCUACCCACUCUCACUUCUUGCAUUCUCUGCUGCCGCUCACUCACUCUCGCUACCACGGCAACCAGUAGACGUGACCCCCCACAAUGUCAGGGUGGGGUCUCAACUGGAGGGUCUGGAGCAUGUUUUCAGAUGUCAUAUCAAGCCAAAAAAACAACACGAGAUUAAAGUUUUUGGAGAGAAAAUUCAUCAUCUUUCCCUGGAGACAAAGUGCAAGAACAUAGUAGAUGUUGGAUCUGGGCAGGGUCACCUGAGCCGGUAUCUGGCUCACAAGUAUGGACUGAGUGUGACUGGUGUGGAGGGAGUGGGCGGACACCUCACCACUGCGGCUAAAUACGACAAAGACGUUGAGAAGAUGUUGGCCAAGAGAGGAGGAGGUGGUGGUCACCAUGGCAACUCAUCAGAUAGUGGCAGCCUGACCCACAUUGAAGCAAUGAUAGGACCUGAGGCUUCUAUUGAAGACAUUCUGUUGAGUCAUGUUGAGGAUGGAGAAACAACCACUGGAGCAUUAUGUGCAUCCUCCGAGGACGAUGACGAGCGCUAUAUACUAGUUGGACUCCACACCUGUGGAGAUCUGGCCCCGACUAUACUACGAGUGUUUGCUGGAAGUGGGCGUGUUGUGGGUGUGGCCUCAGUCGGAUGCUGCUAUAUGAAACUGACAUGUGAGGGGGCGGUGUGUGGAUACCCGAUGAGUGGGUGUGGGAGGAGACUAGAGUGUGGUCUCAGAUAUGAGGCUAGGGAGGUAGCAUGUCACUCUAAUGAGAGGUACAGAGAGAGAUUGCAAGGAUCACUGGAAUCAUUUCAUCAUCUAAAGGUUCAUUGUCACAGAGCAGCAGUCGAGGUACUACUAAGAAAGAGAGGCCUCAGACGGAGUCAGGUUAGGAUCAGCAAGAGAGUGUCAAAGCUUCCUUUUAUGGAAUAUGCCCAUGCUUUGCUGGGGUCUCUAGCCACACCCAGUCCACCCCCUGCCGAGCUGGAUGCCCUGAGGGUCUUGGUAGAGGAGGAGUGGAGGAGGGUGGUGAUGUUCUUCAUGCUGCGACUGACACUGGCCCCUUGUGUGGAGAGUGUACUGCUGUUGGACAGAGCCAUGUUCCUUAUAGAGCAAGGUUACACAGACGUCAGCCUCUAUCCACUGUUUGACCCGACACUGUCACCAAGGAACCACGUUGUCAUAGCAACAAACAAACAAUCAUAGAACACCAUAGAAACAGAAAUUUUGUAUAUACACACAUUUUUCAAAUAAAUUAAAAAUUUCCAUAAAAAGUGAA